AUGACAAAAUAUAAGUUUGUUAAGGUACUGGCAACAGCCUCUGCAAGAGAACGACAGCACGUGAUUCGUGUACACUUGGACAAACUUCACGCAAGAAGCGUGUGUCCUUCGAGUAGGGCCCUGACAUCAAUAGGCUGUAAGGGAGCACAUGUGGAGAGAGCGGAGAAAAAUCGGACCGAUUCAAGCGCUCAAGUAGGGUAUAGCACGGGUAUGGGCCACACCGCGGGUAUGGGGGUCACGGGUAUGGCGGGUACGGGUACGGUGUCGAGAUGUGCUACCCGUGGCCGUACCGUACCCGUCAGCGCGGUAUACGGUUCCAUUCUUCCGUCUCGGAGACACAUUACUAUUACUGAUUACAACUCGGUGAUUCAACAGUAUAAAGUGAGUCUACCUCAACGUGUUCAGAUGCUAUCGUCAUCUCUGCAGCCCAUAGCGGACAAUGUUGUAAAACGUGUUAAGCUUGUCCUUCCACAGGCCAAAGAUGAUGAAGCUGAUCUAAACGCACUCAAGAAGACAUGGCGUUCAGUGGUCUAUUCAUUUUUUAAGCUUGAUGCUGUGACUGUCCAGUAUCACGAUGAACGUCUAGACUUAUUCGAUUCAAUGCAAGCGUUACAAGCAGGCUACGCUCUUUUUUCGCGCAACUCGGCCAGUGUCUAUGCAGUCAUACCUGCAAUGGACAAACUUGAUAACCACAUGAACAAUGUCGAGACGAAAGAGAAAUUCUGA
Molecule: messenger RNA, 726 nt
Organism: Suillus subaureus
Lineage: Eukaryota; Fungi; Basidiomycota; Agaricomycetes; Boletales; Suillaceae
Exons: 7
Coding region: 1-726 (241 amino acids)
Source: RefSeq, a predicted model, not a curated record